CUCACGUGAACGUAGUACUACCAAAAUCGAUCGUUGCCAUGAUUUGAGUGCAUUAGAUAAACACAGGAACAAGUAAAUCCAACUCCGUGUGUGAGGUUUCUUAUCUGUUCUUAUCUGUUGUCUACUAAGACCAGAUUUUACGUAAAGUGUGUUUUUCUUGGCUAAAACAAUAUUGACGUCUAUAUUAUGUUUUAUAGACUUUGUCUGUGACACCAGUUACUUCCGCUGUCGUUAUGCAAGUCUUUUGUAGGAUUCUAAUAUUCACGAUGCCUGGAAUAAGCCGAAUUUGAACAGAAUCUGAGCAUCACAAAAUCAAGCCCUCCGUCAGUAUGAGUGCGAUCCGCUCGUCCGUGCGUCCCAAGAGUUCCAAACAGAACUGGGGGACGAUCAUCAAACCGGAGUUCGGACUCGGGUACCAGCGACUGACGAACUACGAGAUACAACAGACCGUCGAGCGACUGUACAAGGUGAAAACAGAGGAUGGAAGGACUUACGACCAGCCAAGCAAGUCCAUGUCAGAGAAGGAGAUCCUUCAGAUGUUAGAGCGUCUGACCAAAGAAAAGAAAGACAGAAUUCCGGACAGCGACAGACGAGUAACGUCGUCCAUAUACCGCGACAUGGGAGUUGUCGCGUCGUACGCCUGGAAAGGAUACAACUAAAGGGAGAUCACUCGAUAUAAAUAAAACUGUAAAAUGGACAUAAAUCAACUGGUAUUUAAAGGAAACAAAACCAAAAAAAAAUCAGUUGUGUAAGAGUGUGUGUGUGUGUGUGUGGGUGUGGGUGGGGGGUUGGGUGUGGGGGUGGAGGGGCACGGGGUCCAUGUCCCACAAUCAAACCUUUGUUUUUACUGUAUUAAAUGUUAUAAAAUCAUACAUACAUAGUGUGGGUUGCCCCCUCCCCCCCCCCCCCCAAAUGCAAUAUGGGUUGACUCCCCAAUAUAAAAUCAGUGAACAAAAUAGUCAUCGGACGAUCCUGAUGAAACGCCCGCAGUUUGGAUGUGUGACACAAUCAUAUGAUACCAAUUCACAGCAGGGCGAAAACCAAUAUGGAAUGGGGCGUGGGGUCGGGGUGGGUGAGGGUGGGUAGGGGAUAUACCCCGAUUAAAUACAAAAAGUGCCGUUUCUUCUUUAAAACUAUUACCUGGUAAAGGCUUUGUUAUAUUGUGCACUGAUUCUUCUUUUACCGACCCCACCCCACCUAAAUAUGCUAGACACCACCCUGCACGAAGGUAUUGUCUUAAUGUGUGACAUGAUUUUUAUUGACAGUUAUAGUUAACAUAGUAUUUGCCAGAAUGUACGGCUGAAUAAUGACAUCACCCAGCACCUCUGUUUCGGACGCGUAUGUUUAAACCAUGGAUGUAUUAUUUUUAAAUAAAUAAAUAAAUAAACCAUUGAAAAGGUGGAUCGUAUUUGCUGUUUUCAUUAGAGAUUAGAGUUGGAGAUUGUUUUCUUUAACAACACCACUAAAGCACAUUGUUAAACAAUUGGUAAUUUUGACAAAGUCUUAGAGAGGAAACCCUUUCAUUAGUAGCUAGAGAGAUUAUAUAUUAGGAUUGUCACAUAACCAGAACAAGAUAAUGUAGAUCCUCACUGUGCGUGAAUACGUGGAUUUUUAUUUAAUUUGUAUUUUAUUUUUUAUUAUUAUUAUUUUUUAAAUAAAUGGAUCUAAUAUUCA
Molecule: messenger RNA, 1674 nt
Organism: Gigantopelta aegis
Lineage: Eukaryota; Metazoa; Mollusca; Gastropoda; Neomphalida; Peltospiridae
Exons: 3
Coding region: 330-659 (109 amino acids)
Source: RefSeq, a predicted model, not a curated record